UUUAAUACUUUUUACAACCACUAGACGUUGCUCUACUGGUAAAAGACACGUAAAAAUUACAAAUAUUUUGUUCUUUACACCCAGAAGAAUGCCCCUAGGAAAUGACGUUUCAAUAAAAACUGAAACCACCCCUCAAACGUUUAGCUGCUCAAACGACAUCGAGGCAUUCACGUGUAAAAAGUGCCCCAAUUUCCACACUUUCACUGUCGUGAAUUUCCGUCAGCACACAACAACUGAUGAACCGAUUCAGACAUGUCAAAAAUGCCAAUUUGAAACAUUUUCAAAGUACCUUUUCCUCAUUCACCCGUGUUUUAAUCAGCAUGUCUUCCAGUGUGACCAAUGCCCUUCCAGUUUUAAGUACAAACUUGACUUAAAGCGUCAUUUUAAGUCAAGUCAUGGUGCCUACUACCAGUGUGACCAGUGCACCUUCAAAGUGACGUGCAAAUAUCGCCUUAAAAAGCACACUUUAGUGAAACACUUAGCGGAUGACGAGAUUGAGUGGCUCCACUGUGAUUUUUGCGCUUCCAAAUUCAAAACGAAAGUCUACUUGAUGAAACACAUGAAGUGCAGACACCCCAAACCUGAAGAAAUCCAGUGGUUCCCCUGUCAGUCGUGUGCGGAUCAAUUUAGAAGCAAAGUCGUGUUACAGAAGCACAUAAUAGCCAAACACUUACCACACAACGAAAUCCAGUGGUACCAAUGCACCCAGUGUUCGUUCAAAUUCAAACUUAAGCACCUUUUGAGGAACCACGUCAUCGCCAUCCAUUCCCCGGACUCGCAAAUCCGGUGGUUCACCUGUCAACAAUGUCUCGCCAAAUUUAAAUUAAAACGGUACUUAACGGAGCACAUUUCCAAAAAACAUGUACCCCAAAGUACCCCCCGACAAUUUUUUUGUGACCAGUGUCCAUCCAGAUUUAGUCAUAAACGAAGUUUGAAAGACCACAUCGAACGAAAACAUCUACCGGAAACCGAAAUUGAGUGGUUCCAAUGUGAACAGUGUCCCUCUCGGUACACACGCAAGCUCCAGCUACAACGUCACGUGAUUUCGAAGCAUUUGCCUGAAGACCAGAUUCAGUGGUUUCAAUGUGGCGAGUGCCCGUUUAAAUUCAAACAUAAGCGGAAUUUAAAAGAACACGUGUUGGCUAGACACUCACCCACCGACGAAGUUCAGUGGUUGCAAUGUGAACGCUGCAGUUCAAGAUUCAAGAACGCGUUACAGCUGCAGAGACACGUGUGCGAGAAGGAAAUUCAGUGGUUUAAAUGUGAAUAUUGUGAGGAUAGGUUUAAGCGCAAAGCGCAUCUUCAGAGGCACGUUUCGAAUAAGCAUUUGCCUGAUGACCAGGUUCAGUGGUUUACUUGUGGGUAUUGUGGGGCUAGGUUUAAGGAGCAGAGGACUUUGACUAAACACGUGACGGUGAAGCAUUUGGCGGAGGAUGAGAUUCAGUGGUUUCAGUGUGAGCAUUGUCCGUCGAGGUUUAAACAGAGGGAUUAUUUGCAGACGCACGUCGUGGCGAAGCAUUUGCCCGAGAGCGAGAUUAAGUGGUUUAAGUGUGAGAAGUGCGCGGCGAGGUUUAAGAGGAAUUUUCAUUUGCGGAGGCACGUUUUGACGCAGCAUUUGUUGAAAAGUCAAAGCGAUAAAUGAAUUUGGAUUUUUUGUAACAAUUAGAGUUGUAAUUUUGCAACGAAAAAAUAUUUACAACAAAUUGUGUGUAUUUAAAAUAAUAAUAAAAUCGUACAAACUAUGU
Zophobas morio is the source of this 1745-nucleotide messenger RNA. Its product is annotated as zinc finger protein draculin-like. Lineage: Eukaryota; Metazoa; Arthropoda; Insecta; Coleoptera; Tenebrionidae. Gene Ontology annotation, cellular component: nucleus. The coding region runs from base 89 to 1642 and encodes 517 amino acids. The record is from RefSeq and is a predicted model, not a curated record. Gene Ontology annotation, biological process: positive regulation of transcription by RNA polymerase II. The transcript is spliced from 2 exons.